AUGCCCGCUCGCACCGACUUCAAAGCGGGCCAUCUUCUCCCUUUCGUCUCGGUUGACAUACGGUUAGGUAAGGUAUUUCAGCGCGGCUCAAAAGUCCCACGUUCGAGCGAACAUGCUCCCGAGUUCAUCGACAUCUCUCCCGAUUUGACCAGAAAGGCCGGGCAUGAUUCAGGCCAGGCGCCUACCGUCUUCGCAAUCACACAUGACGGGCGGACCCUGACGGACGCUGGAAACCCCUCCCCCUCCCUUCCUCCCUCCUCCCUCCCUCCCGUGGGACCGAGAGACAAGUAUCCAGUCAAGGGGCAGCUCUGCGUGCGCGGGCGCGGGCGCGCCGAGGCACGUCCGAUUGAGACCGGGGAGACGGUGAGACGGCGAGACCGAGGAGACGUUGGAAGUGGUUCGUAUUAUAAUAAGGUCGGGUACAGGCUUUUGCUGAUCCAGCAAUGCGUAAAGUAUAGCGGAAGCGAAAGGCUUUUUGAUGCAGAGCGCACCGGAAACACGAAUCCCGAGGGCCAGAUUGGAUUAAUGCACGGGAAGCAGGGCAUAUGCGGCGAACAGCAGGGUCAAGAACGACACCGCAAGCCUCGGCGGUAUCAUUAG
This is a messenger RNA of Thermothelomyces thermophilus ATCC 42464, 600 nucleotides long. RefSeq lists its product as uncharacterized. The coding region runs from base 1 to 600 and encodes 199 amino acids. The transcript has 6 exons. NCBI's taxonomy places the organism in Eukaryota, Fungi, Ascomycota, Sordariomycetes, Sordariales, Chaetomiaceae. The record is from RefSeq and is a predicted model, not a curated record.